Molecule: messenger RNA, 3380 nt
Organism: Neltuma alba
Lineage: Eukaryota; Viridiplantae; Streptophyta; Magnoliopsida; Fabales; Fabaceae
Product: cysteine-rich receptor-like protein kinase 10
Exons: 8
Coding region: 424-3249 (941 amino acids)
Biological process (GO): defense response to bacterium; protein phosphorylation
Cellular component (GO): plasma membrane
Molecular function (GO): protein serine/threonine kinase activity; ATP binding
Source: RefSeq, a predicted model, not a curated record
AUCAUCCGGAAAUUCCGCUUCCGUGAAUAAUUACUGGCCUCUAAUGGCCCACGCCUUUAAUACCCCUAUCUUUCUAAUUUGGUCCUUUUCCCCUUUUGCCUUUUAUUAUCAGCUUUAUUCUGCAUGUGAAAUGGAAGACAUUAUGAUAUAUUACUGCUCAUGAAAUGUUUCAGUUUUGUAAUUUUAAUAUUUUACAAAGAACAUAAAUUGGCUUUUUUUUGGGGGGGGGGGGAAUAUCAUAUAUAAACAAUAGAAAGUACUUCUCGUUUCAUUUAAAACUUAAGAAUCAGUAGGAAAAUAAUAGUAACAAUAAUGAGAAGGGAAGAACAGGGAAGAUGCGGUUGUAGCGUUAGAGGUCCAACCGCGUGACAACUUUAUUUAGCUGAAGCCGUGAAGACGCACGCAGAAGCAUUGGGCAGGAAGAUGGAUAUGCCAUUUCUGAAACUGCUAUCCUGCUUUCUGCUUCUCUCCUCCUUCGAUCUGGCUUCUUCUGAAGUUGACAGCCCUGCUUACUUUGACCACAACUGCACAACCAAUAAAAACUUCACUUCCAAUAGCCCCUACCAGUUCAACCUUAACACUCUCUUCGGUAUCUUGUAUAAAAAGGCCGCCGGCGGUGAUACUCCCGAAUUUUUCAACACCAGCUAUGCCGACGUCGUAUAUGGCGAGUUCAUGUGCCGAGGUGACGUCCCCAUUCAGGUCUGUCGAGAUUGCGUUCAGGAUGCCAUAAAUCGAAUAGCCUCAGAAUGUCCCUACAACAAAGAGGCAGUCAUCUGGUACGACCAGUGCUCCCUCCGCUAUUCCGAUCGUUCUUUCUUCUCCACCCUCGAUCAACUGCCUAGAGUUAGCAGCCGGUUGGUGGACGUGGUCCCGAUAACCAGCUGUACUCUUAACCCAUCAUCAUCAUGCAGCCAGAUUCCAUCCCAUCCAUAUGACAGAAAUCAAACAAGGAUGGAGGACGUGAGGCCGACAAGGAAUAAUUCAAACCCAGAGGCAUACGCAGAAUUAAAUAAGACGUUGAAUGAUGCGGUGGUGGAGGCAGCAACGUCAGGUGCCAAGAAAUUUGCAGCGAAAGAAGCAAACUUUAGUGGGGGAUCGCUGUACACUCUUGUACAGUGCACGCCGAAUCUGUCCCAACAAUUCUGCAGCAAGUGUCUAUAUGGCAUCAUGAAUCUUCUUCCAAAAGAAAAUACUACACGCAGAGGAAGAAUUCAGAAUCCGAGCUGCGGUUUGAGAUUCGGAGAAGACCGAUUUUAUUACAAGGGCGACCAGCCUCCCUCCACUGCAUCUGAAGGGCUUGGACGUCCUGAUCUUACAGGCAGCAACUGCUCGACCACCGAAGCCGACGAUCAGUACCUAAACAACCUCAGAAAUCUCACUCAACAACUCUCCAAGGCAUCCAACGACACCAAAAACAAAGGAUUCUACAGCACCAGCGUCGGAAACAAGCCGGACACCAUCAACGGCCUCUUCAUGUGUCGGGGAGAUGUGCCCCUUGAGCUCUGCCAUGAAUGCGUCAAUGAGGGAAUCGAGCAACUAAACUUUUCGUGUCCCAAUUCAAAGGAGGCUAUCAUAUGGUAUGAUUUGUGUAUGCUUCGCUAUUCCAAUCGCUUUUUCCUCUCUACCCUGGACACACUGCCUGUAUAUACAAAACCCGGUGGGGAUAUGCUUGAAAACGAAACAAAGACCUUCAAUCGGCUGUUAGGGAAUACAUUGAAUGAUCUAGUGGCGGCAACGACGAACUCAUCAGAGAGUGUAGGAGUGAAAAAUUUUGAGACAAACACAAAAUCCAGCGAUUUAGAGUUGAAAACGUUGUAUACUCUUGCACAAUGUACUCCAAACCUGUCCAGCCAAGACUGCAGAAAAUGUCUACAAGGUGCUUUGCAAAAUAUCAUGUCAUGUUGUUCUGCAAAGAAAGGAGGACAGGUCAUGAAUCCUAGCUGCAACUUGAGGUUUGAAUCGUACAUAUUUUAUAAUGACAGUAAAAAUGUUGUUUCGGUGCCACCUGCGUAUCCCCCAGAUGAUACAGGUCCCCCAGGAAAUCCAGGAGAAGAUAACGACCACUCACGAACAAUUAUAAUAGCGGUGGUGUCUGUCACUAUUGGCUCAAUCAUGCUCCUUUGUUUCGGCUACUAUUACUGGCAGAGAAAAAGGAGCAAGAGCUAUAAGGAGAUUCUGAAGAAAAACUUUGGAAGUGAAGGAGCCAUGUUAGAGUCAUUGCAGUUCAAUUUGGCAACAAUUGAAGCUGCAACAGAUAAGUUCUCAACUGAAAAUAGAAUAGGCAAAGGUGGAUUUGGAGAAGUCUUCAAGGGCAUUCUUCCCGAUGGCAGCAAAAUAGCUGUAAAGAGAUUGUCAGAAAAUUCUAGUCAGGGCUUAUUAGAAUUCAAGAAUGAGGUUCUAUUAAUUGCCAAACUUCAACAUAGAAACCUGGUGGCACUAUUAGGAUUUUGCCUGAAAGACGAAGAAAAAAUACUUGUUUAUGAAUAUGUUCCCAACAAGAGUCUGGAUUACUUUUUAUUUGGUUCACAAAAGCCAAGAACGUUAAAAUGGCUUGAGUGUCAUAAAAUUAUAGGAGGAAUUGCUCGAGGAAUUCUUUAUCUCCAUGAACAUUCACGUCUUAAAGUAAUACAUCGAGAUCUCAAACCUAGCAACAUAUUGUUAGAUGAUGAGAUGAAUCCAAAAAUUUCUGAUUUUGGCCUUGCAAGAAUGGUUGGCAUUAAUGAAACUAGGGGAAACACAAAUAGAAUUGUUGGAACAUUGGGUUAUAUGUCUCCAGAAUAUAUUAAGUUUGGACUAUUUUCUGAAAAAUCAGAUGUUUUCAGCUUUGGGGUGAUGGUUUUAGAAAUCAUUAGUGGAAAGAAGAAUAUAAAUUCUCAUCGUCAAUAUCCUGAAUCUCAAUAUGCUGAUGGACUAUUAAGUAAUGCUUGGAAGCAUUGGAGGGACGAAAAAUUGAUAGAGAUGUUGGAUCCAAAUCUGACGGAAGCUGGGUCACACAGUGAAAUAAUCAGAUGCGUCCAUAUCGGCUUGUUGUGUGUUCAAGGAAAUCCAGAAGUAAGGCCUUCCAUGAAUGAAGUUGUUCAAUAUCUAAGUAAUGAUUCAAUUCAACUACCAAUUCCUCAAGAGCCAGCAUUCUUCAUACAUAGUCAAAUGGAACCAGUAGCAACCACUACAAGUAUGGAGGGUCAGCUUGCCAACCACAAUCAAUAUUCCAUCAAUGAAAUGUCGAAGAGUACACUAUUUCCUCGUUAGAUCGGAGUAGAUCAGACUUCAACUUUUGUUUUUCUCUACUCUGGGAAUUGAUGGUUUGUAUUUUGUUUUUAAAAUAUUUGUGCAAUAACAAUAUAAAUUUGACCAUUUCAGAUUUGGAUUUGUUUUUGGCC